Messenger RNA from Thunnus maccoyii (southern bluefin tuna), 2275 nucleotides. RefSeq names its product NADPH oxidase organizer 1a (gene noxo1a). Gene Ontology annotation, molecular function: protein binding; superoxide-generating NADPH oxidase activator activity; phosphatidylinositol binding. The coding region runs from base 128 to 1699 and encodes 523 amino acids. The record is from RefSeq and is a predicted model, not a curated record. The transcript has 8 exons. Gene Ontology annotation, biological process: superoxide anion generation. Lineage: Eukaryota; Metazoa; Chordata; Actinopteri; Scombriformes; Scombridae.
GCCACACCUGCGCCGAUGGACGACAUAUAAAUUCACCUGCAGAGCAUUCCUACAUCACAGCAGCUCACUGCUGGACUACUCAACACACUUUCUGCAUCUUAUCUUUGGCUUUUUUUUUUAAAUUACCAUGGGGGACCAGCGGUAUCCCAUUAGCGUCCGUAUAAUUGGAGUGUUGCAUAAGGAGAAGAGCAAAUUGUACAUGACCUCAGUGCUUUGGUCAGACCAGAAUGACAUUGUAGUUUAUAGAAGUUUUCGGGAUUUCAAGAAAAUGCACAAACAACUGAAGAAAGCGUUCCCACCCGCAAACAAGCUGAAGAAAUCCGACAGAAUCGUCCCCAAAUUUACAGACAGAAAGAUAAAGCGCAGCGGUCGGAGGAAAAGCCCCACCAAAUCACUGGUGCGCCUGAAGCUUUUGCAGAAAUAUUGUAAUGAACUCCUGAGCUGCGACCCGCGCGUCUCUCAGUCUGCAGACCUCAUCCAGUUCUUCCAUCCCAAAGACCAGGAUCUCGAGCCCGAGUUCUCCAAGAACGGAAUCAUGAUCAUGCCCUCAGAAGAUGACAUCAAGAGUGAUGUGGGACACGGCGGCGGCGGUGGCAACGUGACUCAGCCGUUUGUCACAGAGACGUACAGGUGUGUGGCCCCUUACGAGACCAAAGACACCAAGAACAAACCUUUCAAAGUGGCGAUGGACGAGAAAGUGGACGUACUCAUCAAAGACAAAGCGGGGUGGUGGCUUGUGGAGAAUGAAGACAAACGCAUGGCCUGGUUCCCUGCCCCCUACCUGGAGAAAGUGGAUGAUGACGAUGACGGGGAUGAAGAUUACAUGGAUAUGACUGGUGCAAGAGGCAUGUACACUGCAGUCAGGAGCUACAAAGCCACCAAAGACGAUGAAAUAACCGUAAACAUUGGCACAGUGGUGGAAGUCCUGCAGAAGUCUGACAACGGCUGGUGGCUCAUCAGACACAACGGUAAAGCAGGUUACAUCCCCACAAUGUACCUGCAGCCCUACAACCACCCUCAUAUCCGCAUGACAAGCCACCAUCAAGAUAAACGCGCCUCCUUGACGCUAUCCUCCUCCCUGCUGACACCGCAGUCCCAGCAGCUCAGCCGCUCUCAAGGCAACCUGCUGCAGCUGCUGCCUGUCAGCCCCACCUCACCCAACCCACUCCUAUCAAACAAGCAAAGGUCACACUCCCUUAACGUCCUGUCAGAGCAACCCCCACCGAGCAUCCCUUCCUCUGCUGCCAAAGCUGGCGCCACACCCUCCUCUGCAAAUCACGCUCCUCCACCCAUGAUCACGGUGGAGAUGGAUGGAGAGGAGCAGCAGCGAGAGCGGAGCCCUACAACAGAUAGCGAUGGAAGCUUUGUGAGCGACAGUGACUUCAGUCUCAGUGAUGACCAGAGCUCCUCCUCAGCGAGCUCAUUCCUCAACCUGAGCCUCCCCGCCAAUGACGAGCGCCUGCGUCUCAGCCACACACCUCCGCCCACGGUGGGCAAUCGCCUCAGUCCGACAAGCGGCUCAGAGGGGAGAAUGCUCCCCAGUGUGUCUGACCCCAACCUCUACAAGGGCCCCACAAUACCCAAGGUGCCACCCAGACCUCAGGCGCAGGACAUCCUCACCCGCUGCAGCACCAUCACCCGCAAGAACGCAAGCAGAAAUGUUCUGUCACCCACACAAACUGAGGUACAGAGUCGAUAAAAGUUUCUAUUCUUAACUAUGUUGACUUUAUUUUUAUCAGUCGGUGAAUUUUUCUCUUCUCUGUUCUACCAUUUACAACUACUGUCACUUUUUUUUUUUCACUAAAGAUGUACUCAUAGAAAUGUGAUUUAUCAAAAAGUCUUGUUAAUGUUUGGUCAUUAAAGUGAGACUGGCAACAACUAUUCAGAAAAUGUACAAAAGGCUUAAUUUUGGAUUUCAGCAAAAUCAGCUUAGACGUAUAAACAUGAUUGAUCAGGAUACACUAAACAUUCAUAACUCACCUCUUUACAGUCUGCUCUGAAUAAUCUAUUUUCCAUAAUGGAAACCUGUUGUUGUGCCUUAUAUGCAUUUUGUCUGUGCUGAGUGCACAAAGAUAGAUAGAUUUGUUCUGUUAACUGCACUGAAAGUAAAUGUUUGUCUGAAGUACAAGAGUAUGCAGACUGUUUUAUUUCCUGCUUAAGUAUAUGUGUGUAAUUAUCAAUGAAGAUCAAUUCAGAAUGGGAUGUAAAAUGUAGAUUGAUUCUGGGUGUGUUGUGUUUACAUGUUACUGUAGAGCUCUGAACAAAUAAAAGCAUU